Messenger RNA from Syngnathoides biaculeatus (alligator pipefish), 2640 nucleotides. RefSeq names its product SWI/SNF related, matrix associated, actin dependent regulator of chromatin, subfamily d, member 2 (gene smarcd2). Gene Ontology annotation, cellular component: nucleus; SWI/SNF complex. The transcript has 12 exons. The record is from RefSeq and is a predicted model, not a curated record. The coding region runs from base 495 to 2096 and encodes 533 amino acids. Lineage: Eukaryota; Metazoa; Chordata; Actinopteri; Syngnathiformes; Syngnathidae. Gene Ontology annotation, biological process: regulation of transcription by RNA polymerase II.
CGUCGCUAAGAGUCAGGGGAUUAAUUCGAAUUGAAUUUAGUGGCUUUUGUUUUACUGCAAACGUUGAAAACAUGUAAUAAGGAUAAAGAGGAAAGGCGUGUAUGGAGAAAUGACAGCAAGCCACGUGAGCUUUUGGAAUUUACAGAGCGUUUUGAAGGCAGCAUUGUACAUGCUAACUCUCGACUUCAAAACAGUGCCCUCACUCGAACUUUUUAAUGUCACAAGUUCGGCCGCUCUUCGCUGGCUGAAAAUGUUUAUACUCCGACCAGCAGCCGCCACAGUUCUGUUUCCUGACAAGAAGUUUCGAACAAAGCCCCCGAACUUCACACGACCGGGGUCGAGCUAAGUUGUUUUUUUUUUUCUUCUUCCUUUCCCUCCUUUGUUGACACUCGGCGCUGUCAAACUGAGUCAAGUUAACGUCAAGAAGAAGAAGAAGAAAGUUUCGAACUUGUAACGAACACGCCUCACUGUUAACCUCGGCACUGACAGUUGAGAUGGCGACGAGAGGGAACUUCGCGGGUCCGACCGUGAGCCCCAUGAACGUCGGGCUCGCCGCCGCCUUGAGGAUGCCCGGGAUCCCGCCGGCCGCGACGAGCUACCCGCGCUCCGUGAGCACCGCGCCGCAGUACCCCCAGCGUCCAGGGAUGCCGCUCGGCAGAGUCUCGGGCCCCCUGGGCUCAAUGGGGGGUCAGCUCCCCGGUCCUUCCUACUGCGGCAGCGGCGUGCCCGCGCGGCCCGGCAUGCGGCCUCCUGCCGCCGCGGACAAUUCGCGAAAGCGCUUAUUUCAUCACCAGCAGCAGCAGCAGCAGCAGCAAGAGGCGCUUGGAGGCCACCGGCGAGGGGCUAAAAGACGCAAGAUGGCCGACAAAGUUCUACCACAGAGAAUCCGUGACCUGGUCCCAGAGUCUCAGGCCUACAUGGACCUCCUGGCUUUUGAGAGGAAACUGGAUCAGACCAUCGCCCGUAAGCGCAUGGAGAUACAGGAGGCGAUAAAGAAGCCCAUUAUGCAAAAGCGCAAGCUGAGGAUUUACAUUUCCAACACGUACACCCCGUGCAAGCCCGACGGCAACGAGGCCGACAAGGUGUCCUCCUGGGAACUCCGAGUAGAGGGGAAGCUUCUGGAAGAACCUGGCAAGCAGAAGAGGAAGUUCUCGUCUUUCUUUAAGAGCCUGGUGAUCGAGCUGGAUAAGGAGCUGUACGGGCCCGACAACCACUUGGUGGAGUGGCACCGAAUGCCCACCACCCAGGAGACGGACGGUUUCCAGGUGAAAAGGCCCGGCGACGUCAACGUCAAAUGCACCCUCCUGCUCAUGCUGGACCACCAGGUGCGCGCGCUCUUCCGCGCCGUCCCCCUUUCAAACUUAACGUGUUCAAUUGCCGUUUUGAAUGUUGUUGUUGUUGUUUUUCUUCCCCGAAUUCAGCCUCCUCAGUACAAACUGGAUCUGCGACUGGCCCGGCUGCUGGGCGUGCACACGCAGACGCGGGCCAGCAUCAUGCAGGCGCUUUGGCUCUACAUCAAGAACAACAAGCUGCAGGACAGCCACGAGAAGGAGUACAUCAACUGCAAUCACUAUUUCAGGAAGAUAUUCUGCUGCAGUCGCAUGAGGUUCUCCGAGAUUCCCAUGAAACUGGCCGGGCUGCUCCAGCACCCCGACCCCAUCGUGAUCAAUCACAUGAUCAGCGUGGACCCCAACGACCAGAAGAAGACGGCGUGCUACGACAUCGACGUGGAGGUGGACGACCCGCUCAAGACCCAAAUGAGCAGCUUCUUGUCGUCCACCACCAACCAGCAGGAGAUCGCCGCGCUGGAGACGAAGAUUCACGAGACCAUCGAGUACAUCAACCAGCUGAAGACUGAGAGAGACUUCAUGUUGAGCUUCAGCAACAAUCCUCAAGAUUUCAUCCAGGACUGGCUCAAAUCUCAGUGCAGAGAUCUGAAGCUGAUGACAGACGUGACGGGAAAUCCAGAAGAGGAGAGGAGGACCGAGUUCUACCAGGCACCAUGGAUGACGGAGGCGGUCGGCAGAUACAUUUAUUCCAAAGUGCAGCAGAGACGACAAGAACUGGAGCAGGUUCUCGGGAUCAGACUCACUUAAAGCGUCAACGCGUCGCCUUUGUGAGGAAUCAGUCCUAGUUCAAAUGUUUACAAGCCAUCCUGACAAUCCAUGAAUCAAACAUCGUGGACCAAAUGAAUUGAAAUGAUUUAGAAAUAUUAUUUGUCAUUUUGAGCCUGUUUGCCGUCUUAUGCGAGUUUAAAAAAAAAAAAAAAAAGCUCAUUGUACUGUGUAUGACCAGCGUGCUCUAUUCCAAAUGUUCUGUUUACCUCUAUUUUUGAAAGCCAUAUCAUUGCAUACAUAUCUAGAAAAAAAAAUUGAAGCCCUUCCUAAAAUAUAUUCAUAAAGGUAUCAUUUUUAGAGAAUUGUAAUACAUUUAUAUAAGUAGUGCUUUUCUGCGGGGGAUGAUUGCUUUAUUUUUUUUUUUAUUUGUUUACUUAUUUGCAUAUAUUUGAGUUGCACAGUUAUAAUAAUGUGUGAUUGCCCGAGCCGGGUCUUCAUCGAAAUACAUACAUUUCUUUAUACAUUCCAUGCUCAACACUGUGCCAAAUUGUUUCAAAAUGUUGCUUCCUUUUUUUUUGUUUUU